UGCACAUGUGACCGUAUAGUUGUUACAGUUGGUCACAGCUCAGUCUUGUACAGUUAGUGACAGUUGGUCUCAGUACAUGGUUUGACUCAGACCAGCGUGCAUCUUGCGUUUUUUUUCCUUGUGGAAAGUGAAUUCCCCAAUUAUGGGAGAUAAAUUGCCUCCAGCGAUGGAGAAGAGUACUCCUCCAAUAAGGAGUGAGGAAAAUCAUCAACUUUUUGCUGCUACUAAGGCAGAGAUGGAAAAGGAGAAGGGGGAUACCAUCACGGUGAAGAGAAAGAUGGACAUCAGCGCUGAAAAGGAAAGUGGGAGAAAAAGGAAGAAAAAGGUGAAACAUCAGUGCAGUGACGACAUCAAGGAGGAGGAUAAUACGAAAAAAGAAAAGAAGAAAGAAAAGAAGGGAAGAAAAAGACCCCGAAAAGAUGAGGAACCCAAAACAGAGGAAGCAGGAAGUGAGCAGAAGAGGCCCCACCAAGAAGAAGUUCCUCUCCAUGUUGCAGUCUGCACGUGUCAGAUCCCCGCAUUGCUUGGGAUUGGUUCAUUUGGCAAAGUAAGUGAUGAACAUCUGGGAACUGUUUGUCAGAAUCAGUUAGGGCCAAUUGUCCCUAACAAGCCUGGAAUUAUAGGAAAGCCCCAGAAAUGUUGGGAGGCAGCAGGUGGCAGAGAUAAGCCUGUAAUUCGGCCAUUACCCUCCCAACUCUGGUUUAUUCACUGGGGCACUCAAAAGCAUCCUCUCAAUGACAAUCACCGCUAGCAUUCUCAACAUUCUCUUAGGUUUCAAGUAACUUCUUAUCUAGAGGCUCAAAUGUCCUUCUAGUAUCUCCCAGCUUUAAUAGAGAAAAAAAAUUCCAGAAACACCAAACAUUUCAAUUACGGAAUAAUACAAUUCCACAAGGAGGUGCACCUUUAACUAAAACUAGUAAAUGGGUAAAAAUAUCUUCUUUCCAUACUAUAGAUCUGUACAAGCAGAUAAUAUGGACAGGGCUAGGCUAGGCUAGAAUUGACCCUUUGAAAAACUCAGUUAUCCUGCUCCAAUAAUAAGAAAUGCAGUAUUUAUUGAUUUUAUUGAUUGAGACAUUUAAAGGACAAGGAAAUUCUAAAA
Xenopus laevis (African clawed frog) is the source of this 1099-nucleotide messenger RNA. RefSeq lists its product as uncharacterized. The record is from RefSeq and is a predicted model, not a curated record. NCBI's taxonomy places the organism in Eukaryota, Metazoa, Chordata, Amphibia, Anura, Pipidae. Bases 143 to 751 code for a protein of 202 amino acids. The transcript is spliced from 2 exons.